Molecule: messenger RNA, 2202 nt
Organism: Lepus europaeus (European hare)
Lineage: Eukaryota; Metazoa; Chordata; Mammalia; Lagomorpha; Leporidae
Gene: BIN1
Product: bridging integrator 1
Exons: 18
Coding region: 115-1806 (563 amino acids)
Biological process (GO): regulation of endocytosis
Cellular component (GO): plasma membrane; synaptic vesicle; cytoplasm
Molecular function (GO): tau protein binding; phospholipid binding
Source: RefSeq, a predicted model, not a curated record
GCGCGGCGUGGAGCGGGAGCCGGACGCGCGGCUGGGGCUGGGGGCUGGGAGCGCGGCGCGCACGGCCUCCCCGCGCGAGAUAGGCGCCCGCCACCGGGCGAGGCCGGCGCCGAGAUGGCAGACAUGGGCAGCAAGGGGGUGACGGCGGGGAAGAUCGCCAGCAACGUGCAGAAGAAGCUCACCCGAGCGCAGGAGAAGGUCCUCCAGAAGCUGGGGAAAGCGGAUGAGACCAAGGACGAGCAGUUUGAACAGUGCGUGCAGAACUUCAACAAGCAGCUGACUGAGGGCACCCGGCUGCAGAAAGAUCUCCGGACCUACCUGGCCUCUGUCAAAGCCAUGCAUGAGGCCUCCAAGAAGCUGAACGAGUGUCUGCAGGAGGUGUACGAGCCGGACUGGCCCGGCAGGGACGAGGCCAACAAGAUCGCCGAGAACAACGACCUGCUGUGGAUGGAUUACCACCAGAAGCUGGUGGACCAGGCGCUGCUGACCAUGGACACGUACCUGGGCCAGUUUCCCGACAUCAAGUCACGCAUCGCCAAGCGGGGGCGGAAGCUGGUGGACUACGACAGUGCCCGGCACCACUACGAGUCCCUUCAGACGGCCAAGAAGAAGGACGAGGCCAAGAUCGCCAAGGCCGAGGAGGAGCUCAUCAAAGCACAGAAGGUGUUUGAAGAGAUGAACGUGGAUCUGCAGGAGGAGCUGCCAUCCCUGUGGAACAGCCGCGUGGGUUUCUACGUCAACACGUUUCAGAGCAUCGCGGGCCUGGAGGAGAACUUCCACAAGGAGAUGAGUAAGCUCAACCAGAACCUCAACGACGUGCUGGUCAGCUUGGAGAAACAGCAGGGCAUCAGCACCUUCGCGGUCAAAGCCCAGCCCAGCGACAAUGCCCCUGCCAAAGGGAACAAGAGCCCCUCGCCUCCGCCAGAUGGCUCCCCUGCGGCCACCCCUGAGAUCAGAGUUAACCAUGAGCCAGAGCCGGCCAGCGGGGCUGCCCCUGGGGCCACCAUCCCCAAGUCCCCGUCUCAGCUCCGGAAAGGCCCACCCGUCCCUCCGCCUCCCAAACACACCCCGUCCAAGGAGAUCAAGCAGGAGCAGAUCCUCAGCCUGUUUGAGGACACGUUUGUCCCCGAGAUCAGCGUGACCACCCCUUCCCAGUUUGAGGCCCCAGGGCGAUUCUCGGAGCAGGCCAGUUUGCUGGACCUGGACUUCGACCCCCUCCCACCCGUGGCGAGCCCUGUGAAGGCUCCCACGCCCUCCGGUCAGCCCAUCCCGUGGGACCUCUGGGAGCCCACAGAGAGUCCAGCGGGCAGCCUGCCUUCCAGGGAGCCCAGCGCUGCUGAGGGUACCUUUGCUGUGGCCUGGCCCAGCCAGACGGCCGAGCCGGGGCCUGCCCAACCAGCAGAGGCCUCGGAGGUGGCGGGUGGGACCCAGCCUGCGGCCGGAGCCCAGGAGCCUGGGGAGACGGCAGCAAGCGAAGCAGCCUCCAGCUCCCUUCCCGCUGUGGUGGUGGAGACCUUCUCAGCAACUGUGAACGGCGCCGUGGAGGGCGGCAGCGGGGCUGGGCGCCCGGACCUACCCCCUGGCUUCAUGUUCAAGGUGCAGGCACAGCACGACUACACAGCCACCGACACGGAUGAGUUGCAGCUCAAGGCCGGCGACGUGGUGCUGGUGAUCCCCUUCCAGAACCCCGAGGAGCAGGAUGAAGGCUGGCUCAUGGGUGUGAAGGAGAGCGACUGGAACCAGCACAAGGAGCUGGAGAAAUGCCGGGGCGUGUUCCCCGAGAACUUCACCGAGCGGGUGCAGUGAUGCGUGAGGCCACGUGACCAGCGCCCCCGGUCCCGGAAAGAUGUGUGUUUCUUUUCUUUGUUUUUUUUUUUUUUUUUUUUUUUUUUUCCGUUGUUUUCAAACUCUGGAGAAGCAAAGGGAUGCUGCGAGGGAAGAACAUGCCCAGGCCUAGAGGUGUUUCCCCGCAGAUGGGGAGGGCUCACAGAGAGCCCGGCCCCGGCCAGCCCGGCGGCCUCGGCCAGAGUUCCCGAAGCUGCUGUGUCUCCCGCCCUAGUUGAGUACCCGGCGUCUGCACCUGUGCCCGCAUGUGUCCCCCAGCAGCUGCUGAGUGGGGCGCAGGCGCCAGCCCGGCCUGUUUGAAAAUAAACCCCAGUGUUCCAAACAGAAGGAAGCGAACAAACAAACAAAGCUGACGAA